This is a messenger RNA of Amphiprion ocellaris (clown anemonefish), 905 nucleotides long. RefSeq names its product parvalbumin 8 (gene pvalb8). NCBI's taxonomy places the organism in Eukaryota, Metazoa, Chordata, Actinopteri, Pomacentridae. The transcript has 5 exons. Gene Ontology annotation, cellular component: nucleus; cytoplasm. The record is from RefSeq and is a predicted model, not a curated record. Bases 302 to 631 code for a protein of 109 amino acids. Gene Ontology annotation, molecular function: calcium ion binding.
GGAUGGGGAGAAGAAUGCGCUUUUUAACUUAAUUUGCUAUUUACAAGGGCGUUACAGAUGUCCACGCUCCGGUCUCUCUGCCCCUGGGCGUUAUAAAUAGUAAAGGUUAAUUAGUUAGCUGAGAAAUUGGAUCAGGGGCGGGCAGUCAGAACUUGAUCCACAGACAGGUAACUCAAGCAAUCCCUAUUGUCACAGCAAUCAGACCUAUAUAAAUCCACCUUGACGGACAGCAGUCACCACAUAGCCUUACCUCUCUGCUGGAUCACCGACCUGGGCGAGAACCCCACGAACACGGAAUAAAAUGUCGCUCUCAUCUAUCCUUUCUGCUGAUGCCAUCGACAGUGCUAUCAAGGACUGCCAAGCUGCAGAUUCCUUCUGCCCAAAGAAGUUCUUCCAAAUGUGUGGCCUCAGCAAGAAGAGCGCUCAGGACGUGAAGAAGGUUUUCGGGAUCCUGGACAACGAUGGCAGCGGAUUUAUUGAAGAGGAAGAGCUCAAGUUUUUCCUUCAGAGGUUUUCUCCUGGAGCUCGGGUUCUGACAGACAAGGAGACCAAGGCCUUCCUGUGUGCCGCCGAUGACGACAGUGACGGUCGGAUUGGAGCAGACGAGUUCCAGGCCAUGGUCCUGUCCUAAACAUCUGGACUCCAUCUCUGCAACUGGAUCUGGUCUCCCUGCCACCCUUAUCUGACUGCUUUAAGGGCUCCUACUUUAGUCAUUUAGCCACUUUCCAACUGGUUAGAUUAAAACCUUUGAAUUAUUUUGCAAGACUCACUCCGGUUCUCACGCAUCCUCAUCUUUGUCAUGUUUUUUUGGUUUGUUUUACAUGUUUUAGACAGAUCAUAAAAGCUGUAUCGCCCAAAUAAUUGUACACAAAUGACCGAGAAAAUAAAAUAAUAAAACCCAAGAA